Molecule: messenger RNA, 978 nt
Organism: Linum trigynum
Lineage: Eukaryota; Viridiplantae; Streptophyta; Magnoliopsida; Malpighiales; Linaceae
Source: the annotation of a GenBank genome assembly
CUUUCAUCAUCAUGGCUGGAAUCAUCCCGCAUGUGCCUCUGCAUCUUGCUCAAGCAGCCAUCUUUACUGGAAGAGGGUUCAAUAGUGCUGAAGACUAUAACCGCUAUCUCCUUAAGUUCCAAGAUCGUCCUUUGUGCCCCUCUGUGUCUCUUGAUCCCGCCCGUUUCAAUCGCUAUGAUAUGAAUAUUCCCGGGCCGAUCAAUGUUGUCGGGUGGUCUAAUCUGCCUCUCGAUCAUUGCUAUGGCUUUCAUCCUGAAGCUGUUUGCAUGUUUUAUGCAAACAUGAGACCAUGCUUUAACACGGAUCCUCCCACUUUCACUACAACUGUCUACAACUAUCUGCUCACCAUAUCUGUUGACCUGUUGUCAUAUUUGCUUGGGUAUCCUAUCAAUGGAGCAGAAGUGGUGGACGAAGCUGACUUCCCAACUGUGGAAUUCAAUGAGGCUGAGGCUCUACAUCUGUAUGUAAGGGAUAUCGGAGCAUAUCACCCAACCAGACUAGAAGCAAGACAUCUACGCUACAAAGUUGCUCGUGUUAACCUCAUCGAUACCCUUAGGGCUCAGUUCGUUCUCCGUAAAGUCGACGCACUUGUAGGUCAUCCUCCUCCUCGGGUCAAUGCUUCAGGGGGAAUGACUGUUGGUUUUUUCGUUCCUGCCGACGUGGCUGAAGGUGGACCUGAAGAAGGUCUGAGUCUUGCUGACCUGGUGGAAGGAAUACCUGAAAAUGAAGAAGCUAUGCCUGAAAAUGAGGAAGCUAUGUCUGACAUCUUAGAUUAUCUGUCCUCACCUUCUUAUCCUUUUUAAAGGAGUCUUAGGUUGCUGAUGUGAGGGGGAGUGAAUUGAUUUCGAGUAAGGUCUAGAAGAGUCAAUGGUUAUGGUGUUAGUAAGUUAAUGGUUAUGGAAUGAGUGUGCAUUUUUGAAUAAAGCUCUGUCGUCUAGAGCAUCAGUGUCUGUUCUUGAAUAAAUCUCUGUCUAAGAG